AUUAUUUAUACUCCUCAACCCCCAAAGCACUUUUCCAUAACCAAUCCACUUCACCUGCUCUUCCUUUGAUUCCUUUACAGUUAUUAACACUCACCGGAAAACUCAAAACACUCACUGGAAAGCAAAUAAUUUCGGUAAGGUUAUCGAAGAAAUUAAAAUGGCGCCGUCGACGAACAGUUUAAUUCUAUCGCUUAAGGUUGUACUAAUAUCAAUUGGUGCAGUUUCCUUAGCGAUGGUAUUAAAAGCGUCUAUUCCGUUAGUUUUUUACGAACUCCCAACUAUUUGGAGUGCCGUUAUAGCUUGGCUUAAGCCUCCGUAUCUCUACGUUGUGAUCAACGGUAUUAUCAUCAUCAUCGCCGCCACUUCUCGUUCCUCGAACCAUAAGGAGUCCAGCUCCAGCGAUCAAUUUCAGCCGUUGAUUACUGCUAGAACACCUCCACAGUCAGAUUUGAUAGCGAUUGCUCAUUCGGGGCUUCAUUCAGUCCAAAGUGAAGUGAAGGAAGUGUUGGAGGCGGCCUCGCCGCUGCCGGUGAACGAACCGCUGGUGUUGGAGGUUAAGCCUGUGGUGGUGAACGGCUCUAGUAUUGUGGAUGUGAAUCCUGCAGAUGAAGGUGUGAAUGAUGAGCCUGUUGACAGUGAUGCGAUUGUGAUUUCGAAAUCUGUUGUGGCUCCAGCGCCGGAAGCUGACACUGAAACUGAGCUUCUUCUACUGAAGGCGACGGAGAAACCUCUGGUUUCUUCUAGGUUUGGUAACCGGAAACCGCCUGUGAAAACGAGUCCAGAAGGGCUGAAGGCACUGAGGGUGGCAAGGUCGAAAAAGCCGGAGACAUUAGAGAACACAUGGAAGAUGAUAACAGAGGGGCGUCACGUGCCACUCACGAGACACCUGAAGAAAUCAGACACCUUUCAAGACCACAGACGUCACGUGACGGUGGACGCUCCGGAGGAAAACGAGAAUUCCACCACCUUUCAACAGCCGCAGCAGCAGAGGCACGUGCUUAAGUCGGAGACGUUUAAGGACCGAACAAACUACGACUCGCCGUCGGCUUCGCCGUCUCCGUCGGCAGCGAAGCUGGUGAAAGAGCCGUCACCGAGUGCCGACGAGUUGAAUCGGCGAGUGGAGGCGUUUAUCAAGAAGUUCAAUGAAGAUAUGAGAAUGCAGAGACAACAGUCUAUGCAGCAGUACAUGGAGAUGAUUAACCGUGGCGUCUAAAGUAACGUCUUAGUAAAUUACUCUUUUUUAAUCUUCAUUUCCAGUAAAAAAAAGAAGGGUUUUUUUUCCUUUUAAAAGAAAAGGUUGACAAAGAAAAAAAAAGGGAACAAAAAAGAAAGGGGUUUGCAAUAUGGAUUUAACUUUUUUGGUUUUUGGGUGACUAGUUCUUGUUUGAUAUUCAUGUAUUGAAAAUAGGAAGUAUAGGGAACCUCUUACUGUACAAAUUAAAGUGGAUAAAUCAAAUACAGUGAAUUGUUCUUUUAU
Nicotiana tabacum (common tobacco) is the source of this 1477-nucleotide messenger RNA. RefSeq lists its product as uncharacterized. The record is from RefSeq and is a predicted model, not a curated record. NCBI's taxonomy places the organism in Eukaryota, Viridiplantae, Streptophyta, Magnoliopsida, Solanales, Solanaceae.